ACGGCUAAGCUAAGUGCACUGUAUAGCGUGUAAUAGGUGCUAGUUCACACCCUAUGUAGUGGACUCGAUGAGGAAGUAAGGCGCCAUCUGGGAUUGAACCAUGUCUAGUCUAGCAGGAAGUUCAGAAGCCGGUGGAGGCUAUAAGAUGUGGAUACUCCGGUUGUUUCCGCUGGCUCUUCACUUCGUGUCCUGUGUCAACGGUGACUCGAAGGCUGUAACCACAACACUUACCACCAAAUGGCCCUCUACACCUCUGCUCCUGGAAGCCAGCGAGUUUCUUGCAGAGGAGAGCCAGGAUAAGUUCUGGAACUUUGUAGAAGCUAACCAAGAUAUUGAAAAUGACCAUGAUGGCACAGAUCGGUCGUAUUACGAGCUGAUCCUAAAGCGAGCUAGUCAGCUCUUGAGUCCUGUGCAACUGAAGCUGCUGAAGUUUGCACUCUCUUUACGUUCCUACUCCUCCACCGUUUAUGCAUUCCAGCAGAUUGCGUCCACUGAACCUCCUCCGCCGGGCUGCAAGGCGUUUUUCAGUGUCCACGGAGAGAAAUCGUGCGAUCUCGACCGUCUGAAGGACCUGAUCGAUGCCGCUUCAGAGAAGCCGAAGCCUUUUCUGUUCAAAGGCGAUCACAGGUUUUCUUCUUCUGACCCGGAAUCUCCCGUCGUCAUCCUCUACGCCGAGUUGGGAACCAAAGAUUUCGGUAAAUUCCAUCAGCACAUGCUGGCCAAAGCCAACAAGGGCCUGAUUAACUACAUCCUGCGCCAUUACCUCACUAAACCAAGUGAUAAUAGAGUUUUCCUGUCUGGAUACGGGGUUGAGCUGGCCAUCAAAAACCAGGAGUACAAAGCCAAAGACGACACCCAAGUUCAAGGUGCCGACGUGAACGCCACGGUGAUCGGCGAAAACGACCCGGUGGACGAAGUGCAGGGCUUCCUGUUUGGCAAACUCAAAACUAUCUACCCAGAGCUGAAGGAACAGCUGAAGGAACUGCGCAAGCAUCUGGUGGAGAGUACAAACGAGAUGGCGCCGCUUAAAGUCUGGCAGAUGCAAGACCUCAGCUUCCAGACAGCAGCCCGAAUCCUGGCUGCCCCUCCUGUUGAAGCUCUUACAGUUAUGAAAGACUUGAGCCAGAACUUUCCUACAAAAGCGAGGUCCCUAACCAAAACGGCGGUGAGCUCAGAGAUUCGAAAGGAGAUCGAAGAGAAUCAGAAGUACUUUAAGGGCUCACUUGGACUGCAGCCAGGCGAUUCAGCUCUCUUUAUUAACGGACUCCACAUUGACCUGGACAUGCAGGAUAUCUUCAGUGUGUUUGAUGUGCUGAGGAGCGAAGCUCGGGUCAUGGAGGGCCUCCGUAACCUCCUCAUCGACACGCCCUUCAUCCACGAUAUCCUCAAACUGAACAUUCAGCCGACCGACUCUGAUUACGCCGUGGACAUCCGCAACCCUGCCGUAUUUUGGAUCAAUAACCUGGAGACGGACGGCAGGUACGCAUCGUGGCCAGCGACCGUGCAGGAGCUCCUGCGUCCCACUUUCCCAGGAGUCAUCAGACAGAUUCGCAAGAAUUUCCACAACAUGGUCAUCAUAUUGGACCCGACUCAGGAGAGCACGGCAGAACUCUUGAGUGUCGCAGAGAUGUUUUACGCCAAUAACAUCCCCCUCAGACUAGGACUGGUGUUCGUGGUGAACGACGCUGACGACGUUGACGGCAUGCAGGACGCCGGAGUCGCUAUGCUACGAGCCUUCAACUAUAUCGCGGAAGAAGUGGACAAUCAGUUGGCCUUCGAUGCCGUCGUGUCAAUGUUGAACCGUGUGCCCAGUGGAGGGAAGCUGAAAGUGGAGGACGUGGUGGCCGUGAUGAAGAAACGUUAUCCCUAUGUGGAAGUAAGCAGCAUUCUCGGAGCAGAUUCGGCCUACGACCACAAUCGCAAGGAAGGGAAGGCGUAUCACGAGCAGACAGGAGUGGGUCCUCUACCUGUGGUCCUGUACAACGGCAUGCCUUUACAGCCAGAGCAGCUGGACUCCGAUGAGCUCGAGACCACCAUCAUGCACAAGAUCCUGGACACCACCAGUUCUUUCCAGCGAGCCGUCUAUCUGGGUGAGCUGGCAAGCGAUCACGACGUAGUGGAAUUCAUCAUGAACCAGCCAAACGUGGUGCCACGCAUCAACUCGCGCAUCCUAACCACCACCAGGAGCUACCUGGAUCUCUCCAGCACCAAUAACCAUUUUAUCGAUGAUUACGCCCGCUUCCUCUUCCUGGACACUAAAGAGAAGAACACGGCCGUGUCUAACAGCAUGAACUACAUGACCAAGAAAGGAAUGCACUCUACUGUCUCCUCCGAUGAUGGCGUCAUCCGUCCCGUGACUUUUUGGGUGGUCGGCGAUUUUGACCAUCCAACAGGCAGACAGCUGCUGUACGACGCCAUUAAACACAUGAAAACCAGUAAUAACGUGCGUUUGGGGAUGAUCAAUAACCCAACAGACAGUCCCUCGAACGCAACCACUCUGAUCGCCCGGGCCAUCUGGGCGGCCAUGCAGACUCAAACGGCCAACAACGCCAAGAACUUCAUCACCAAAAUGGUCAAAGAGGAGACGGCUGAAGCGCUGUAUUCCGGGACCAACAUCGCCGGAUUUGCUGUCGGGGGCAUGGACGUUUCCCUUUUCAAAGAGGCGUACGCGUCUCCUAAAAUGGACUUCCUCUUGGCCCAAGCCGCUUAUUGUCGCGACGUCCUUAAGCUGAGUAAAGGCCAGAGGGCUGUCAUUAGUAACGGACGGAUUAUCGGCCCUCUCGAGCAGGGGGAGGUCUUUAACCAGGACGACUUCCUUCUCCUGGAGAGCAUCAUCCUGAAAACAUCCGGAGAGCGAAUCAAGAACAAAAUCAAGCAGCUGGGUGUUGAAGAAGACCGAGCGAGCGAUUUGGUCAUGAAGGUGGAUGCUUUGCUGUCAUCGCAGCCCAAAGGCGAGGCCCGGAUCGAGUAUAGCUUCCCGAUGGAAAGACACAGUGCUGUAAAGAUCCGCCCUAAGGAGGAGGAAGUGUACUUUGACAUAGUGUCUGUGGUGGAUCCCGUCACCAGAGAUGCUCAGAAACUGGCUCCUCUUCUCUUGGUCCUCAAACAGCUGGUCAACGUAAACAUGCGAAUCUUCAUGAACUGCCAGUCCAAGCUCUCUGACAUGCCGCUUAAAAGUUUCUACCGAUACGUGCUUGAGCCCGAGGUAACCUUCAUGGCAGACAACAGCUUCGCUCUGGGCCCGAUAGCUAAGUUCCUGGACAUGCCCCAGUCUCCACUAUUCACUCUGAACCUGAACACCCCCGAGAGCUGGAUGGUAGAGUCAGUGCGUACUCGGCACGACCUGGACAACAUCUACCUACAAGAGGUGGACAGCAUCGUAGCUGCAGAGUAUGAGCUGGAGUAUCUUCUCCUGGAAGGUCACUGUUUUGAUGUGAGCACCGGUCAGCCACCUCGCGGGCUCCAGUUCACCCUGGGCAUGGCCUCAGACCCCGUCAUAGUGGACACCAUCGUCAUGGCUAACUUGGGCUACUUCCAACUCAAAGCAAACCCAGGAGCCUGGAUCCUUCGGCUGAGAAAAGGAAGAUCUGACGAUAUCUACAAGAUCUACAGUCAUGACGGUACAGACUCUCCAGCCAACGCCGAGGACUUAAUAGUGGUGCUGAACAACUUCAAGAGCAAGAUCAUUAAAGUGAAGGUGCAGAAAAAGCCAGACAUGAUGAACGAGGAGCUCCUUAAUGACGGCAGCAGUGAGGACGACUCCGGGUUCUGGCAGUCCCUAACCAGGGGAUUCACCGGUGGGCAGAAAGUGGAGGAAACCAAGAAGGAAAAAGAUGACGUCAUCAAUAUUUUCUCUGUGGCCUCGGGACACUUGUACGAGAGGUUCCUGAGAAUAAUGAUGCUGUCUGUACUGAAACACACCAAGACACCAGUGAAGUUCUGGUUUCUGAAGAACUAUCUGUCGCCGACCUUCAAGGAAUUUAUCCCCUACAUGGCUCAGGAAUACGGAUUCCAGUACGAGUUGGUGCAGUAUAAGUGGCCUCGCUGGCUCCAUCAGCAAACCGAGAAGCAGCGCAUCAUCUGGGGCUACAAGAUCCUCUUCCUGGACGUACUCUUCCCACUCGCCGUGGAUAAAUUCCUCUUUGUGGAUGCUGACCAGAUUGUGCGAACAGACCUAAAAGAGCUGCGCGACUUGGACCUGGAGGGGGCACCAUACGGUUACACGCCUUUCUGCGAGAGCCGCAGGGAGAUGGACGGCUACCGCUUCUGGAAGUCAGGCUACUGGGCCAGCCAUCUGGGACCCCGCAAAUACCACAUCAGCGCACUGUAUGUGGUCGACCUGAAGAAGUUUAGGAAAAUCGCUGCAGGAGACCGACUGCGAGGACAGUACCAAGGACUGAGCCAGGAUCCCAACAGUCUGUCCAACCUCGACCAGGAUCUGCCGAACAACAUGAUCCAUCAAGUACCCAUCAAAUCUCUGCCGCAGGAGUGGCUCUGGUGUGAGACGUGGUGCGACAAUGCCUCCAAGGCCAAGGCCAAGACCAUCGACCUGUGCAACAACCCACAGACUAAAGAGCCAAAACUCCAGGCAGCAGUCAGGAUCGUGGCUGAAUGGACGGAUUACGAUCAGGAGAUCAAGAGAAUUUAUAACAAGUUUCUGGAAGGGCGAGAGAGAGGAGCUCACUCUGGAGAAAAACACACACAUGAGAGAAAGACAGAUGGACAGAAGCACACAGAGCUGUAAACGGACUGCUUUCCGCACACCGGGACGACUGACUCUGUUUAAAGAGUUGUCUUUUUUUUUUCUUUCUGGGUUUUCCUUUUAAACAAACAAAAAAAAGGCCUAUUCUCCUGGAGCGGGGUCCAUGUUGGCGCUGUGAAAACUUGAAUGGAAUGUUUCAUCCUAUCUCGUUUGUGUAUGCAUGGGGCAAAGGGGCAGGACCAAGAGGAAACUGGCGUAGAGCAAAUUAGGUAGCUCUGCUGUGGAAUUCUGGGAAAUCAUAUACGAGGCGUCUCUUAUAUCUGAAGUGCUAUAACAAAUAUCUCUGAAUCUGCCCGUGUGUGUGUGUGUGUGUGAGAGAGAGAGAGAGAGUAUGUGUACCUGUUAAGUCGAUGCUCAAAAGGAGACACAUCCUUCCAUCUGGUUAGUGAGAAAUUCAUGACGUUUCAGUUCUUUCUUACAGUUCCACGCUUGUCACCGUUCAAUAGGAAAGGCUAAUUUAUUCAACUGACAAAGGAUAUAAAUAAAGGAUGAAUUUUUUUUGCCCUGUGUCUGAUUUCUCACAAAAUGAGCAGAACUUUGUCUAUUCGUGUUCGUUGCCAAUGUUUUUGAAGUUCACGUCAUAUUUUUUAUUUUUUUUUCUUUCUCUCCUCUUCUCGAACUACUGUAUCGUUUUUAAGCAAACCCGAGAACACGGAGGACAUUCAGUCAGUCGAAAUUGUUGUCAGGAUAAUGCGGGAUUAAUUGUGGGAUGUCAGAUAUUUUUUAAUAAAAGAAAUGGAAUAAAUUCA
Tachysurus fulvidraco (yellow catfish) is the source of this 5511-nucleotide messenger RNA. It is a transcript of the gene uggt1, whose product is annotated as UDP-glucose glycoprotein glucosyltransferase 1. Lineage: Eukaryota; Metazoa; Chordata; Actinopteri; Siluriformes; Bagridae. Gene Ontology annotation, molecular function: UDP-glucose:glycoprotein glucosyltransferase activity. The record is from RefSeq and is a predicted model, not a curated record. Gene Ontology annotation, cellular component: endoplasmic reticulum. The transcript is spliced from 41 exons. Bases 101 to 4744 code for a protein of 1547 amino acids.